Messenger RNA from Protopterus annectens (West African lungfish), 1439 nucleotides. RefSeq names its product E3 ubiquitin-protein ligase TRIM39-like. Lineage: Eukaryota; Metazoa; Chordata; Ceratodontiformes; Protopteridae. Bases 210 to 1439 code for a protein of 409 amino acids. Gene Ontology annotation, molecular function: zinc ion binding. The record is from RefSeq and is a predicted model, not a curated record. Gene Ontology annotation, biological process: regulation of DNA-templated transcription. The transcript has 6 exons.
GCUUGCAGUAUAUAAAGUAGAGUUUUGUAUGGCAAAUUAUUUGCUGUUUGCCUGAGAUACUAUUUCUGUAGAACAUCUAUUUACAGGAUUUGAUAUAAAACAAUAAAACUGACCUGGUAUGAAUUUAUGCAGGAACUUCCCCUGGAGAGUUUCACAGUGAACUGAUUGCCGGCUGAUUUGGUGCAAAGAUCCCAGAGAGUAAAGCAGGAAUGUACACAAAACAAGAAGGAGAUUGCAGGGAAGAAGAAGAGAUGCAUAAUUUGUGUGCUACAAAUAGAAGAACAGAGCAGUGUUGUAGGGAGCAUAAAGAGAGGCUGAAGUUAUUUUGUAAGGAUGAUGAGACCUUUAUCUGUGCCCUGUGUGUUCCCAGACACAGUUUUGUAUUCCUGCACGAGGCAAUCAGUGUGUAUAAGGACAAGAUAAAUUCAGCUUUAACAUCUCUAGAAUCCAAAGUAAAAGAAUUUAAAUGCAAGCAAAACCAUCAUGAGAAGGCAACUGUAGAUAUAAAAGAAGAUGUUUUUAGUGUGGAGAAAUAUAUUAAACAACAAUAUGCAGACCUGCACCAGUUUCUCCUAGAUAAGGAACAACAAUUCAUCCAGCAGCUGAAGAGUGAUGAAGCAAAUACUCUAAAACAGAUGGAAGGAAAUCUCGAGUGCAUUAAAGAAGAGAUCGUUACCUACCUUGUGACAGACUCCGAUGGCAACUUGGAGGACAAGAUUAAAGAAGAGGACAGCCUGAAAAUAAUGGAAGAAAAUGUUAAAUCUGUUGAAAAUGAUGCUGUGGCCAUUAAGGGCAUUAGUCACAGCAACAUGGAGAUCAGACAACCAGAACCUGUUGGCUUGCUAACAGAAGAUGUUUUUAAUUUGGAGAAAUACAUUAAACAACAAUUUGCAGAAUUGCAUCAGUUUCUCCUAGACAAGGAACAACAACUCAUCCAGCAGCUGAAGAGUGACGAAGCAAAUACUCUAAAAUGGAUGGAAGGAAAUCUCGAGUGUAUUAAACAAGAGAUCGUUACCUACCUUGUGACAGACUCCGAUGGCAACUUGGAAAUCAAGAUUAAGGAAGAAGAGGAAAGCCUGGCAAUAAUGAAAGAAAGUGUUAAAUCUAUUGAAAAUGAUGCUGUGGCCAUUAAGAGCCACAGCAACAUGGAGAUCAGACAUCCGGAACCUGGUGGUUUGCUAACAGUACCAGAAACAUUUGAAGAUGUCGCUGUUACUUUCUCAGAAGAGGAGUGGAAGUUGUUAAGGAAACAAGAUAAGGAGCUGUACAGGGACGUGAUGGUACAGAACUCCGAAACCUGUGUUUCUGUUGGAUACAAAAUUCCUCCAGAGAAGUUAUUACAGCUAUUUAAAGCAGAUGAAGUUCCAAGGGAUGUUGUGAUGGGAAUAAAUAUCAGGAAGCAGAAGGAUCAUUUUGAAGAUAACUUCAACAGUAUGUAA